Molecule: messenger RNA, 1170 nt
Organism: Symbiodinium sp. CCMP2456
Lineage: Eukaryota; Dinophyceae; Suessiales; Symbiodiniaceae
Source: the annotation of a GenBank genome assembly
GACAAUUGCCACGAGCUGCAGGAAGAAGUGACUGCGCUUGAGCGCAACCUGAUGGAAGUGGAGAAGAAGAAUGCUGCUAAGAUUUCGCAGCUCGAAGGCGAAGCAAAGGAGAAGGAGGUGAAACUGGACCAGCUUACUAUGGCGACGUCUCGGUUGCAGCAAAGUGUCAGGGAGCUGGAAGAAACUCGCCAGGCAGAGAACAGAGAUGCUACAAACAAGGAGCAAAACCUUCGCAACGUGCUGCAGACGAAGCAGACCGCGCUUCAGUCAGCCCUGCAGUUCAGCGGAGAGGUGCAGGCUGAACUUCGCACUUGCAAAGAACAGAUCCUCGCGCUGACUCAGAAGGUGCAAGCUGCCGAGAACUUGCUCCGUGUGCAGAACAACAAGAACCAGGAACUGUCGAGUCGCUUGCAGAUCGCGCAAGCUGAUUCGCAACGCUUGUCGACAGAACAGAAGCGGCUGCAGCAGGAGAAGGCAGCAGCCUUGGUGCGUGAGCAGCGCAUUCAGGAGACGUUGAAGAAGACCGACCACAGGCAGCAGGCUCUGGAACAGAUCAUUCCUUUGAUGGAAGCAGAUGAGAAGAAUUUGAAGGAGCGGAUAACCCUGCUCGAGGACCAGGCUCAGAACGAGAAAGUCCUUUCGUAUCGACUGCAAGAGUGUGAGGAUGACAACGUCAGGCUAGCAGCGGACAUACAGCGGAUGCAGGCCUACUUCCAGGAGAAGGAGAAGGAAAAGGUGGAGUUGGGCAAAUAUCUCGCAACCUUCCAGGAGCGCGCCCGUGAGGCUGCGGCUGAGGCACAGGCCUUGGGGAUCAAGGCCGAGGAGUCAGUGCGUGCAGAGCAGGCGCAGAGAACUGCGAUGGAGGCAGAGAUCCAGAAGGCCCGAAACGCCGAGGCGCAGGCACAGCGAGAAGCGGCUUUUGCCAAGCAGCUCGUUGAGGAGGCAAAGCUGGAAGAGUUGAAGGCAGUCCAGCAAGCACAGAGUGCGAGCUCGGAGCAGGCCGCCUUGCUGCUUGCUGAAGCAUCGGCGGCACAGGAACGUGUACGCCAAGCUCUGCAGACGGAGGCUAAGGCGGCUAAGGAUGCCGAAGCGGCCAAGCAAGCUGUUGCCAAGCUCCAGGGGCAAGCCUCGCAAGCCUCGAAGGUGCUGCAAGUGCAGUCAGCAGCUUGA